AUGUCUGAAGUAUCUAUGUGUACCUUCCAUAUAUUUUGGCUGGUAUUAGUCUGCGCCUGCGUUGUACCGACUCAACAACAACAACUAGUACAAGCUUUGAACAGUGAAGACAACGAUCAUUUCAGUAAAGCGGCAGAAAGCUCCGAGCAACACACAAAAAAUCAAAAUAUCGCUGAAGAUUUGAGCUUUUACGACGUAGCGCGAAAAUUGUUAAUAGAUGGCGACACUGAAACCUUAGCACGUAAUGCCGAUAAUCUUUUUAAAACCAUACCGUACGUACGCGCAACAAUACCGCUGCGCAUUUAUGAAUGCCUACGUAAAUUUACUGCUUUGCACUGCACAAAGCUAUUCGUACUACAAAAAAUGGAAGAACAUAAGAAUUACCCGCGUACUGGAAACUUAACUAAAGACUUCAUGGAUCAAUUUUUUGGUCCCGAGAAAAUAUUGGGUAGUUUGGUUACUAGCAAAUAUGCAUCUAUGGCAGAGAAAGAGUUAAAUCAGCGUUUGGUACAAAAUUUUCAGAAAUUUUUCGAGGACCGCGAUAUUAAAAUACACUUCUUACCCGGCAUCAUGGUGCGUAUAGUUCCAAGCAAGGAGAACACUCUAAAAUUUUCACUCAAGAAAGGCACAAAAAAUAAAUCUAAAAAACAGGCACGGUCUUUUAAACACUAUAGGCGAGUACGUCCAGAAGUAGCAAUGGAAACUACGGAAGAAGAAUCAGAAGAGGCACAGGAAAAACGUCCCAUGCUUGGCAAACGGAAAAAGAAACGUACACUUAAAAAAACCAUACUGCAGUUAGCAGUUCCGGUUAUGAUUAUGCCUGCCAUUUUAAUGGGUUCAUUUCUUCCAUUUAUUCUGCCUGUUCUGAAGAUGGCCACAAUUAUGACGUUACUCCUGAAUAAUAGCGCAUUUAUAGCGGCACUCAUCUAUGCCGCUCGGACACAUGUUAACUCACAUGACGAACAACAACAAAUAAACUAUGGACAUUCCUCUUAUCACUGA
Messenger RNA from Teleopsis dalmanni, 1002 nucleotides. RefSeq lists its product as uncharacterized. NCBI's taxonomy places the organism in Eukaryota, Metazoa, Arthropoda, Insecta, Diptera, Diopsidae. The coding region runs from base 1 to 1002 and encodes 333 amino acids. The transcript has 2 exons. The record is from RefSeq and is a predicted model, not a curated record.